Physella acuta is the source of this 1220-nucleotide messenger RNA. Its product is annotated as protein FAM166C A. NCBI's taxonomy places the organism in Eukaryota, Metazoa, Mollusca, Gastropoda, Physidae. The record is from RefSeq and is a predicted model, not a curated record.
AUAAUUUGAGUACUUUAUUGGGUGGUGUAGGAAUGUGUGUUUUAAAGAUGGUGCGCAGGCUAGAUGUAAACACUACUUUUUGUUGAUGAAGACUAGUCUAGUCAUAGUUAGGCAUCGAUGUUAGUGCUAAUAUUUGAUCAAUAUUAAUUUAACUUUGUUAAAUAAUAAAAGUAAAACACCUGAAAAUGUCACGGGCUGCUGGAACUCUGAUUACCACAAAUAAUGCUACCUACAUACCACCUCGUUUCAUGCCCGGCUAUAGAGGGUAUUGCCCAACUACUAAAUUUGACUACGGUGAGACAUAUGGCAAUCAAACAGCCAAGUACUUUCAGGACUACAGAUCUUCAGUUUUAAACAGCUCAGCAGAUCCCUUGUGUAGGGGUGGCUCAUUUCCUACAGUCUAUUCCCACAACCCAGACCUUGUUAUAAGCAACAGAACAAGAACACAGGAUCGCUGGCUGCUGGCUCCAAAAUAUCAGCUGUCCAAUGUGGACCAUGACCGUAAAGAGGAGAUUUAUCAAUUUAAUAGGCUGUCUCAAGCUCAUCGAGAACACUACACAGAUAAGAGUGGAACUGUGAAGCCAGUUGACUACUUUAGUAUUCCUCUCUCUGGAGAAGAGCAGUUUAAAAGACAGAUUCCUUUCUGUGCUUUGUCUAUAAAAAGUGAAGACAUCGUUUUUCCUCCGCUUGAUUCAGCUAAAAAGCUUCGGCAAGCAGGAGAAAGCACACAACGAAGUCGCUCCAUGAGAAACGUGGAAUUUGAAAGGCGAUAAGACGGACAAGACUUGGUGGGGGGAGACUUAUUGUGUGUGGUACAUUCUGCAGGGGAGACUACUCUCUGCUGAAUUAAUCAUUUGGGGAAGUGAUGCUAGGCCUACUGCUUUUGAAAAAUGGGAAUAUUUUAAAUGAUACGAGCAGUCCUAGAAACCAUCACGUUGGAAGUAUAAAAUGUGUAACAAUCAGAGACUGGUGUGUUUAAAUGAGUAACGGAAAGUCUAAGAUACAUUUGUACCAUUAUUUUGUGUUGAUUGAAAUUUCCAUACACUUCUACAAUCAUUUUACAUAUUAUUUGCUACUAAACUAUUUUACACAAAAUAGUCUUACUGAUCAAGAAUCUAUAUUUUCUGUUGAUUUUUACCAAGAGUGCAUCACAUUGUUGGAAAUAUUUGAAAUAAAUACUGGACUGACAGAUCAAUAAAUUGUUUUUUGAGUAUGACAUC